Molecule: messenger RNA, 1236 nt
Organism: Talaromyces amestolkiae
Lineage: Eukaryota; Fungi; Ascomycota; Eurotiomycetes; Eurotiales; Trichocomaceae
Exons: 2
Coding region: 1-1236 (411 amino acids)
Biological process (GO): UDP-glucose transmembrane transport
Cellular component (GO): Golgi apparatus; endoplasmic reticulum-Golgi intermediate compartment; cis-Golgi network
Molecular function (GO): antiporter activity
Source: RefSeq, a predicted model, not a curated record
AUGACCGCCAUGACCGAUAUAUACGAAGUUAGCAUCUUCGAUUCGUCCGACGACGACAUCAGCCUGGCCGCCGCCGAAGAAGUCGGACUCCUAUCCUCGCAACAGCAGCAGAAAGAAAAACCGCAUCGCCGCACAUCCUCCAUAGACCAAUUUGUGCUGUACACGAAACGGACUGUCCGCGAGACGCUGUCGGAUCUGGAUUUUAUACAUCAUGCGCUCAGCAUCGCCUUGUUGGCGGUGCUGUGGCAUACGUUUUCGCUGGCUAUUUCUAUUUACAAUAAAUGGAUGUUCUCCGGCGACAUCAUCUCCUUCCCCUUCCCUCUCUUCAUGACCAGCCUGCACCAAGUAGUCCAAUUCGCCCUCUCCGCUCUGUUCCUCUACCUCGUCCCCUCCCUCCGACCGCAACGAAUGAGCCUCCCACCGUCUGCCGUCCUCCCAGGCGCCGACCCUCAACGCGGCAUGUCGCUCAAACGCUUAUACCUCAUCCACCUAAUCCCCGGCGGCGUCGCGACCGCUCUCGACAUGGGCCUCGGCAACAUGUCCCUACGCUUCUCAUCACUCACAUUCAUGACAGCCUGCAAAUCAUCCACGCUCGUCUUUAUUUUGCUGUUUGCAUUCCUCUUCGGCCUCGAAAAGCCAUCCCUGCGCCUCGCAACCAUAAUCGCCGUUAUGACCGCGGGCGAAGUCAUGAUGGUCCUGGGAGAAGUCACAUUCAGUCUCCCCGGCUUCGCGCUCGUGACCGGGUCCGCGUUCUUCUCUGGAUUCCGAUGGGCUCUGUCGCAAUUGUUGAUCCUGAAACAUCCCGCGACCUCGAACCCCGUAUCGAUGCUGUUUCAUCUCAGUCCCGUGGUGUUUAUCACGUUGAUCGGAAUAUCGAUCUCACUCGAAGAUCCGAACGAAAUCAUUGACGCACUAUACGCUCUCAGCGAAUCCUGCGGGAGUACGUCGACCGCUAUUUCGUUGUUGCUGUUACCUGGGUGUCUCGCAUUCUGUAUGGUAUUAUCGCAAUUCGCGCUACUGCAGCGGUCGUCGGUGGUCACGUUGAGUGUGUGCGGAAUUUUGAAGGAAGUAGUAAUUAUCAGUGUGGCGGGCGUGGUGUUUGGUGACCAGCUCACGAGCGUCAAUGUAUGUGGUGUGGUCGCUAUCAUGGCCAGUGUGGUGGCAUAUAAUUAUAUGAAGAUUACGACUGCAAGGAGAGGGGUGAGAGAGAAGUAUAUUGGGGAGAAGUAUUCAUGA